AAAAAACGAUGACUUGGAUCAUAUCAUUAUACCAACUGCUGAAGGCUUGAUUCGUUUCAGAGAAGAGCAUGCGGAUUCAUUUGAAAUUCAAGAGCAUGAUCAUCAUGAUAUUUUUACAAAGUUUCCUCAAGAAUCCUUACAUAGUUUUCAAUUCUCAGCGCCUCCCGUACAAACAAGAGAAAGGCGCUUAUAUGGAACUACUUUACCAGGCCAUUAUCACAUCACACCUAAACAAGAUCGGAUAAAGACAAAGACAGUCGGUAGUCCUGUUACCAAAGUUCAUUUCCGUAGAAAAAGUUUACCUUCUGUACCCGAGUCUCGAACUAUAUCAAAUUCUUCUUCAAAUACAACAUCCAAUAAUAGCAGCAUGGUCCAGACACCUACUGUUACAGACGAAGAAGAUAGUGAUGAAGAGGAGACUUACGUUCCUCACCUGCAUAACCGGUUAAAGCAACAACAACAACAAGCUAUUCUAACCACAUAUGACGAUUGGCGUAUCAUUCUGACCAACAGCAUUGCUCAAGACGUGCUUGUGAGUCACUUGCAUCAUCAAAUAAACGAAGAGCAGCAGAUGAUUUUAGUUGGAAAAUCAAUCAUGGACCUUGUUGAGCCCUCUUUUCAGAACCGACUCAAGUCACUGAUUGUCAAAAAACGAAACGAACUCUUGACUUGUGAAACAGACACGGAAGACGGCAUGGUGUUAGUGUGUGGCAAUGUGAUACCAAUCAUCAAACUAGAUGGCACCAAGUCUUCUGCUUCUCUUUGGCUUAAAGAAAAAGUCAACGAGUCUGGUUCUUCUGUCUAUAUCUGGAUUUUUGAAGAAGUCUAUGAAAGUUCGGUUCGAUUGAUCGUAAACACAAAGGGAGUUAUUCAAUCUGUUGUAUGCGAGGAAAGUGUACAAGACUUAUAUGACUAUAAAGCCACGAAUCUUAUUGGUCAAACUAUUCACAUGCUCAUUCCCUCGCUUGAGACAAGUGGGUGGCAGGAUGGUAUUAACCAUCUUCGGUUUUUCGGCAGUCAAACCAAGCGAGGUGCACAAUUUCCUAUUAUUGUAAGGCUCACGAAGGAACAAGAUUUAACAAUCCAGAUUACAUCUAUGCCAAUGAUCGCUGGUCUGAUGACCGUCAAAGCGGACGGUAUAAUUGAUGGGUGCAACGACACUUUUGUAAAAUACUUGUUUGGUUUUUCUCAACAGGAUUUAGUUGCAAACAAAAACAUUGCUCAACUUUUGCCUCAAUUUCCUGCACUCUUGAAUAAUUUAAAGCGAGACGACUUGUUGCAACAAGGCCUGAUUAUCAACAAUAUUGUCUGCAGAAAACUAUUACUUGCCUCUCCUGCCACCAAAGAUAAAAUCAUGGUCAACAAAAGAGUAUUAACUCAUACACCAAAUAACCAACCAUUACCCAUUAUUUACGCAAUGCAUCGAGACGGAACACCUUUUGAAGUUCAACUUCAAUUAAAGUUAGUUGAAUCUUCCUCUUCCUCGGAAAGCGAAGAGGAAUAUGCUUUGUGGAUUUCAUUUGACCGAGAAAUCGCAUUCAAACGAUAUGGUCAUCAGCACCUCAUCAUCUCACAGCCCUCGUUACCUUCACAGCAAGAACCCAAAGUAAAAAAAAAAGCAGCAGCUAAAAGCAAUAAGGCAAAAGCAAAAGAAUACUAUGGGAGAUCGCCAAAGGUCACAAGCAUACCGCAUGAUCAAUUGGGUAACAUAGAGCCUAUUUCACCACCAGCCAUGUUGCAAGACAAACAGAUAGACAUCUUCUAUUCAGCACAGAUGCCUCAUUCAACCACAAUUGAUGACUAUAUAAUACUCGAUAAUCUCGGUCAAGGUGCUUAUGGUCUUGUCAAACUAGCAGUCAAAAAAGAUGACCCUACAGAGACCAAGGUGGUAAUUAAGUAUGUGAUCAAAUCGCGCAUAUUGGUUGACUGUUGGACAAGAGACCGGAAACUCGGAACAGUGCCAGUCGAAAUCCACAUUUUGCAUACGUUGAGAAAGUAUCCGCAUGAAAAUCUCGGUAACAUGAUCGACUACUUUGAGGAUGCAGACCAUUAUUAUAUUGUUAUGGGUCUUCAUGGCGCAGGCAUGGACUUGUUUGAUUUUAUUGAGCUUAAUGAUAUUAUCCCCGAGGCAGAAAUCAUUCGAAUCUUUCGACAAAUUGCGUUAGGUGUACGCCAUUUACAUGAUCAUAAAAUUGUGCACAGAGAUAUCAAAGAUGAAAACGUUGUUCUAGAUCAAAAGAAUGGUGGUCUUCAGCUGAUUGAUUUUGGAAGUGCAGCUUAUUUAAAGCCAGGAAGAAAAUACGAGACAUUUGUUGGUACUUUAGAUUAUGCAGCACCUGAAAUUUUACGUGGACAUACUUAUUCUGGCAAACCUCAGGAUAUUUGGGCGCUAGGUAUUCUCUUGUUCACAUUGAUCUAUAGGGAGAACCCAUUUUAUGAUAUUGAUGAAAUUAUGGGACGAGAACUAAGAAUACCUUUCAUUCUGUCAAAAGGUUCAGUAGAUCUUGUCAGUAAAAUGCUAGAGCGCGAUGUUGACAAGCGCAUUGAUAUACAUCAAGUGCUGGCACAUCCCUGGUUGAAUUCAAUGUAAAUUUAUUCUAUAUGUAUUAUAC
Gilbertella persicaria is the source of this 2612-nucleotide messenger RNA. RefSeq names its product kinase-like domain-containing protein. The record is from RefSeq and is a predicted model, not a curated record. Gene Ontology annotation, biological process: intracellular signal transduction; protein phosphorylation; negative regulation of glycogen biosynthetic process. Gene Ontology annotation, cellular component: cytosol; cytoplasm; nucleus. Lineage: Eukaryota; Fungi; Mucoromycota; Mucoromycetes; Mucorales; Choanephoraceae. The transcript has 6 exons. Gene Ontology annotation, molecular function: ATP binding; protein serine/threonine kinase activity. The coding region runs from base 368 to 2590 and encodes 740 amino acids.